ACCUAGUUUUCUAUAAAUCCGCUUUCCAAUCCUUAUCUUUUCAAGACACUCUAGCCAGUCUAAGAAGAAGGGAAAUGGGUAGAGCUAUGUUUUCAAUCUCUUUCAUCAUCCUCCUCCUUUCUAGCUUUGGCCAGAGUCGUUUGGUGACAGAGAUGUCAGGCGAUCUAGUCUCCGACGGAAUCCGCUUCCUUCCUCGAACUCCAUAUCUGGAUCUGGAACAACCAACGUCGCUGGCAGCAUGCGAUCAGACGUAUGGAUUCAUGCCAUGCUCGAGCACUGUAAUAGGCAACAUAUUUCUGGUGGCCGUCUAUGGUUACUUGAUGUACAUCGCCGCUAAUUACAUCUCAACCGGUUGCGAGCUUCUUCUUGAAGUCCUCGGCCCUGGGCUGGUUGGCGGCCUCUUCCUCCCCGUCCUUGGCGCUCUUCCUGAUGCUAUACUGGUUCUUGUGUCUGGACUUUCUGGAAGUAAAGAAGCUGCUCAGCAUCAGGUCUUGAUUGGGAUGGGCUUGCUUGCGGGGUCGACCGUCGUCCUCCUGACGUUACUGUGGGGCACUUGCAUCAUUGUCGGCCAAUCUGAGCCUUCAACUUCAACUGAACCUCUAGAAAGAAAACCAUCUAGAUUAACUGGGUGUGGGGUCACUACUGAUGUGUGGACAAGCCAUGCUGCGAAGAUAAUGGUCCUAUCUGUGCUUCCCUUUAUCAUCAUCCAGCUACCAAACGUUUUCAACAUGCCUUAUGAAAGCGGCACUGCCAUCUUGAUUUCUCUCAUUGCUUCUGUUAUCUUACUACUUUCCUACUGCCUCUAUCAGGUCUUUCAACCAUGGAUUCAAAGGAGAAGACUAGCAUAUGUAAAGCACACACAUGUAAUAUCAGGAAUUUUAAGACAUUUCCAAAGGGAUGGGCUUGGCAAGCUCCUCACAGAAGACGGUCAACCUGACUUUACUGUCUUAAGGAAAAUAUUUCAUGGAAUAGAUCAGGACUCAAAUGGACUUUUAUCAGCUUCGGAAUUAAGGGCGUUGAUCAUUGGAAUCCAACUUGAAGUGAUCGAUUUGGACAUGGACGAUGCUGUGAAGAAAAUAAUGGACGAAUUCGAUGUAUCGGGUGAUGGUCAUCUCAGUGAGGAUGAGUUCCUUAAAGGAAUAUCAAAAUGGCUUGAGGAGGCUCAGCGGGCCGUGCCUAAUUCACGGACUCGAAUGCAAAACUUCCUACAUGACUUUCACAUUAUAACGAAGGAAGAGCAUGAUAAGCUGGUCGAUCAAAGCGAUGAGGUUGUAGAGUCCGUCGCUAAUUCAGGAUGGAUUUGUUUCAGAGCGGUGUUACUAUUACUGCUGGGGACUGUUAUUGCUGCAGCAUUUGCAGAACCACUUGUGCAUGCUGUCGAUGAUUUUUCCACUGCCACAACCAUACCUUCUUUCUUCAUUGCAUUCCUCUUGUUGCCACUGGUUAGCAACACCAGUGAGGCUGUCUCAGCAAUCAGUUUUGCUAGCCGGAAGACACAAAGAUCAUCUUCCCUAACAUUCUCUGAGAUCUAUGGUGCGGUGACAAUGAAGAAUACUCUUUGCCUGGCUGUCUUUUUAGCCCUUGUCUACAUACGGGGAUUGACAUGGACGUUCUCGGCCGAAGUGCUGAUCAGCCUCAUCGUAUGUGUCGUAGUGGGCCUCUUCGCCAGCUUCCGGACCAAAUUUCCACUUUGGACAUCUGUAGCAGCUUACGCGCUGUACCCAUCAUCACUGGCACUUGUUUAUGUUCUUGACUAUGUGGCCGGGUGGUCAUAGAUCUUAAAAUUGCAAUUGGAAUCACUGUAAUUCCGUUGGGUAUUUUUGAUGUUGUUCAGCUAGAUUAUUCAAGAUAUUUCCUUUUUCUCCCACUUAUUUUUCUCUACUUUGAAGUUUGAACAUUAGUAAGUGGCUCGAAGAAUCGAAUAUUUGGGUGUAUUUAUCAUAUUUGAUGAGAAUUUAAUCCUGUUUAGAGUCUAAACUCUUAUGAUAUUUAGAUACUUUGAU
This is a messenger RNA of Magnolia sinica, 2003 nucleotides long. Its product is annotated as sodium/calcium exchanger NCL1-like. Gene Ontology annotation, molecular function: calcium ion binding; calcium:proton antiporter activity. Lineage: Eukaryota; Viridiplantae; Streptophyta; Magnoliopsida; Magnoliales; Magnoliaceae. Bases 75 to 1775 code for a protein of 566 amino acids. The record is from RefSeq and is a predicted model, not a curated record. Gene Ontology annotation, cellular component: membrane. The transcript is spliced from 7 exons. Gene Ontology annotation, biological process: intracellular calcium ion homeostasis; calcium ion transmembrane transport.